This is a messenger RNA of Polypterus senegalus (gray bichir), 3808 nucleotides long. RefSeq names its product pleckstrin homology-like domain, family A, member 3 (gene phlda3). The record is from RefSeq and is a predicted model, not a curated record. Gene Ontology annotation, molecular function: phosphatidylinositol phosphate binding. Bases 350 to 757 code for a protein of 135 amino acids. Lineage: Eukaryota; Metazoa; Chordata; Cladistia; Polypteriformes; Polypteridae. The transcript is spliced from 2 exons. Gene Ontology annotation, biological process: positive regulation of apoptotic process.
GGUGUAUAGUCGUCUCGAUGUGGUCUCUCGGUUUGUGUUUUGUGCGAGUCUCUCUCCUUAAUGUGUAUCUCGCUCUCAGGGAGUCGUAACGUCAUCCAAAGGGGUGGGGCGAGAGCGGGACAAGUAGAAACAAGUUCAGUCCCUGUAGCCGGAGUGACCGGGGGAUCCCUGCUGCCUCUGCUUAGUUCUAAUAUAUAUCCGAACUGUCCGCUUUAUUCAUAAGAGUUUGGGGGCGCACAGGACAACUGAGAAACUAGUUACGGUGAUCACAUCGAUGUCGAUGCGCUACGUCGCUAGGGUGUUCUGAGGUUGUAGAUGGAAACUUUGUAACGGAUACUGGCAGGGCACUAUGAGCUCACAGAACAGAGUUCUGAAAGAAGGCUUUUUGGAGAAGCGGAGUAACGGGCUUCUGCAGCUCUGGAAGAAGAAGCGCUGUCUGCUCACUGAUGACGGCCUGAGACUCUACGACUGGAAACGGAGUGGCUCCGAUUCGUCUGCCAAAGCUAAGGAGUUGCGCUUCGAGCGCAUGGCCACUGUCGACUGCGUUGAGUACAAACGUGGGCUCGUCUACUUCACCGUAGUCAUGGCCGGAGGGCAGGAAAUCGACUUUAGGUGCCAGCAGGAAGGCACCCCUUGGAACGCCGAGAUCGCUUUGGGCUUGGUCCGCUUUAAAAAUCUGCUGGCUGUGCAGUCCGGGCGGACCCGCCACCUGGCACACCUGGGUAGCACUGGCGAGGAGGAGGCGCCCGACUUGUGAUGUGCGGCUGCUUCAGAAAGGUUUUCACAUCCCCAGUUUCCAAUGAAGUGGCAAAUGGAAGUGAGCAGAUGACACAGUUUCGGGGUGAUGACCCCCCAAGUUCAUCAAUGAUUGGAUGUAAUGGCUCAGCCUUCAGUUUUGCUGCUCUCAGCAACUUAACUCCUUAAAAAUAGAAUCCAAAUUAAAGUAGAAGACAAUGGCAGGGAUGGCUGUCUGCUGAGAAUCUGCAGAAGUUAGAUUCCUGCCUAGUGUAUUUUCUUACUUUUGAUAUUCAAGCAGGAUUUUCUGUAGUAUCAGCUGCAGCCUAUAAUGUCGUACUCCUGGGGCCAGAGUGUGCUUGGUGAAGCACUACUGGAAGUAUGCCUGCUUUUCAGUUGUGUGCGCAGGAAUUUGGUCGUUGGGUGUUACAAAUGAAAGGCAGCUGCUGGCAGGGUGGUCGUUCAGGUACAUGAAAUGUAAUGGGAUCUUCUUUAAAGUAAGAAUCUUUCCAAGGUUCAAGUCUCAGAGAGGAAACAUAGAACAGAACCACAGUCAUCUCAAGUUCAUACCAAAGAAUUUGUAAAGCAAAUAUAUGUUUUUCUCCUUUUUCACCAAACGCCUCAACUUCAGAGUUUUGGGAAAAGGUUAGCUGGCAUUUCCUCUCAAACAAAACAUGUUAUUUUAAUGACUUAAUAGCAUAAUUUACAGCAUCUAGAAGACUGGUACCUGAUCUGUUUUAUACACUUUUAGUGAGUCAGCAAAAGGCCCUUCUCUAGUUUCCUGUUGGCCUCUCAUGUCUCAUAGCCGGUGAUAUACUUGGUAGAAAGAAGAUUUGGUCUUGCUUCCAGUAUUUACUGUAUUUACCACUAGACAAUUGUGCACUUGACAAUUCAAGCCAUACAGGAGGUUAUCAUUGACAGGCUGGUAUAUGUUGUCUACCUCUAGCCUGGAAUGAUUUGUGCUUGGGAUUUGAAAGGCUGUAACAUUACAUCCUGAUAACCCGUAAUUUAACAUAGUUGACUAUUAGAGAGAGGUGCCUUGCUUUGGUUAUUGUCUUUGUCAGGGAUAAAUGCUAUUUUAAAGGAGUUCUUGCGCUGGAACAUAUGAAUUAAGUCUUUGGAGAGAUACUGGGAAAACUGGAGGUUCUAAAUGACAUUGUCGUCAUAGAACAAUGCAUAGAAACCAUUGGCCUUUCAUCUCAUAUGCUUUACAUAACACAAUGCCAAUGCUUUACCUUUCUCAAACAUUCAUCUAUCAUAGAACUCCAUUAAUGCAUUCCUGGGCCACUGGGAAUCAGAGUGUAUUUCAGCUACUGAAACCAACCCUGGAUGUGUCAUCUAUCCAUGACAGGGCACACCAACUCACAUACACUCGCUCCUUUUGAGACAUUUUAUAGUUGCCAAGUAAGCUAAGAUGUCUGUCUUUGAAAUUUGGAGAGAACAUGUGAUUUUGAAGUUGUGAGACAACAAUGCUGAUGACUAUACCACCCUAUUUUUUAAACCUACAAAACUGCGAUGAAGAUACAAGGCUUAAAAACGGAAAUCAUCACUCCCUGAAAUUGGAUCUUGCCAAACCUGAGAAAUCUCCCAGCUGUAUGUUAUAAAAUGUGAAGUUCUGGGAAAGAGGUUUCCUUGAGAAGCUAAUUUUUUUUAAUCACCAGCAUCUCCUGACAGUCUAAUGAAGAAACAUCUGCCAUUUGCAUUGCUUUACAGCUUGAUGGGUUCCAUGUUUAUUUCUAAAUUUCAAGUAGUGUAGUGAGUAUUGCGUAAGUAUGCCGAGUGUGUUGAAUUAGUUCAAACUCUGUUCAUGUAUUAAUGUUGCAUUAGACAGUGGCACCAGUUCACACUGCCAGUCAUUACAAACAUUUGCCAUAUUGAACAGGCAGUAUGAGUAAUGACUGAAAGUUGCACUCAGCCAAUCACAAUUUUGUAUAUAGUAUAAAGAUGGCCUGUUUCAGAAGUGCCCUGUUUGUGAACCGAAGGGGGUGAAAAAAAAUACUAUUCCUCUGUGAGAACAAGUACAGAUCCUGACUGCUAUAAUGUCAUAGCAUUUAAUCUGUCGUUGUGUAAACACUGUACCAAACUAGGCUCUAGGAGGUCAAUUUCCUGGAGCUUUCCAGUUUUUGCAUAUAUACAGACAAUGUCUCUAAUGCUUUACCCAGUAUAAUGAGUUUGCUACAAGACGACAUUUUUUGAGAACUGACUAAUGCAACCUGCUUUUUAAAUAAAUGUUUGUAUGUAAAACUUGGGUUCAAAUCCCCUCCCAGACAAUGUUUGUGUGUAGUUUAGAGAUUUGCCCCAUGCUUACAUUGGCUUUCUUAUGUUACAUUUGUUUUCUUCCACAUCCCCAAAACACAAGACCUUGUGCACAAAUACAGAUCGGAGGCCAUGAGGGUCAAAGUAUUUAAGUUUAUGGAGUGUAACUGAACAUUUCUUGUUAGCUUUCGAUAAGAGUCCCACAAUGGGUAAAUGUGUCUAAUGUGUUCAGCAAUGUACAUAUGAUAUAGUCAUAUAUUCACAUGGGAAAAUUUUUCCCAGCUGCCUUGGAAAUUGCAGUGUUCCAGCUUUAAUAUUUUGUAAUUGGUCAACUACAGAAUCAUUGGAAAAUGGGUCCCAUUAUCUUAGGUAAAAUAUAUGAUCCCACCUUUGAUGCUCCUACAUUGUGAGACUGUAGUAUCAUAAUGCCUACAAAUAUUAAUCUUUUCUUAUAUGCUGCUAUAGCUAUCGUUUAUAUUUAAGGCCAAAGGAGAGAUAUAAUAAAUUGCCAAAGAUCUUGAAAUGGCUGUGUAUUGCGAGACAGGGACUGAGGUUGUACUCCUCCAGAUUCAAAUUUUCUGUGACAUUUUACACAUCAUUCCAAUUUUUAGACAUUUCUGGAGAUGAGUUGUCAUGUGUGGAGUCAGUCCAGGCAAAGCCACAUGACAGAUCUUCCAGUGUUCUCUUAAAAUGAAAAGUUACAAUUCAGUGUUAUUCUCUCAGGAUGUCAACCAAAUGUUCACCAUGUUCUCUUUUCAUGUCUUAAUGCCAAUGAUUUCUUUUGGUGGGUUAAGUAAUAAAAGUGACAUUAUGCUGA